CUACUAAUGUUUAUGUGAUGCUUUAAAUUUGAAGUUCGUGAUUAUAAAAUAUUUUUGAAUCGCCCAAAGGUUGAUUGCUCGUUUUAUAAUUCAUGAACAUUAUCGUGGUAAAUUGAUGUGUUUGGUUAGAUAUAUUUAGUAUAUUCAAAGAUUGCAAGUAUAUCUAAUUUGAGUAUGUUUAUCACCAAUUAUAUGAAAUUAUUUUGAGCAUAAAUUACGAUUAUUUAUCGCAUAUAUAUUGUUGUUUUGCCCAAAGGUAGCACCAAUAUAUAUUUUAUAUUUAUGCUUCUGAAUCUGUAUUAUAGUUUAUGCUUAUUACUCAAGGCAUUAAUGUGUGAGUACAUGUUAUAUAUGUUUGCAACAUCUGUUUUUGUUUCCCUUCAUUCGCAAGCCACGUCUGUUGUGAAGUUUAAUGGCCUCAACUUCUCUGAAUGGGCUGAACAAGUUCAGUUUCAUCUUGGUGUUCUGGAUCUUGAUUUGGCACUCUUAAGUGAGAAACCUGUUGCUCUUACUAAUGUUAGCAGUGCUGAGGAAAAGUCUUUCCAUAAAGCUUGGGAAAGAUCUAAUAGAAUGAGGCUAAUGUUUAUGCGAAUGACUGUAGCAAACAACAUUAAGUCAACUUUCAAUGAUAUUGAAAGUGCUAAGGAAUUUAUGAAUUCCGUGAAUGAAAGCUCUCAAUUUGAGUCUGCUGAUAAGUCGCUUGUUGGGACACUGAUGGGUACGCUAACCACCACGAAGUUUGAUGGUUCUCGUACCAUGCAUGAGCAUAUCGUCAAAAUGACGAAUAUUGCAGCAAGACUAAAGACCAUGUGAAUGGAAGUGAAUGAAUAUUUCCUAGUAAUGUUCAUCCUUAAUUCCUUGCCUCUAGAGUGUGGCACAUUUCAUGUGCAUUACAAUACUCUAAAGGAUAAAUGGAAUAUGCAUGAAUUACAAAGCAUGCUCAUUCAAGAGGAAGAAAGGCUUAAGAAACCAGGAAAUCAUUCUGCCAAUCUUGUUGGUUAUAAAGGAGUUGGAAAGAAACCAUGGAACAAAAAUGGGAAGGGCAAGGAAGGACUAUCAAAGGUGAAUGAGUCUUCUGCCAAAAUUCACAAGAAGGAACCAACUAAGGAUAUAUGCCACGUCUGUAAGAAAGCCGGACAUUAUCAGAAAGAUUGCUUGAAACGAAAGGCAGGGUUCGAAAGAAAGGGUAAGCCUAGUGUUUCAGUAUGUUUCGAAUCAAAUUUAAUUGAGGUUCCUUAUAAUACUUGGUGGAUUGACACUGGUUGUACCAUUCAUGUUUCCAAAACGAUGCAGGGAUUCCUUACGACUAGGGCUGCAAAUGAGCCAAGCUGCUCGCGAGCAACUCGGCGUUCGAAUCGGAAAAAACUCGUUCGACACUCGACUCGUUGUUUAACAAGCCAACUCGCGAGCCGACUCGUUAGUAAACGAGCCAAGCUUGAGCUAGGCCAUGCUCGGCUUGAUAAGCUCGUGAGCUAGCUUGACUCGGUGGCUUGUUGAGCUAAGCUCGUGAGCUGGCUUGUUUAAAGCUUGUGGAAGGAUUAAUUACUCUUCUGAACAUGAAAAUUAUCUUUUUAAUAAGGAUGUGUAUGGAAGUUACAUGUUAUUUUUAGUUUCUAGUGUUCUUUUUAUUAUUUUUAAUUUCUAAUGUUCUUAUUUGUACACAUUUUUCAGCAAGAAUGGUUUCAAAUCGAGCUUAUCUUGAGCCGAGCUUGUACUCAGCUUGACAAGCUGUGUUAAUGACCAUUUACCGAGCUCUGUCGAGCCGAGCUCGAGCUGGAUUAUUUUUAAUCGAGUCGAGCUCGAGCUCGAGCUGGAUAAUCAAAAUUCGAGUUCGAGCCGAGCUCGAGCUAAAAAAUUUAUAAACGAGCCGAGCUCAAGCUAAGCAAAAACUCGACUCGACUCGGCUCGUUUGCAACCCUACUUACGACCCAAACCAUAAGGCAAAAUGAGAAGUUCAUCUAUAUGGGAAACUGAGCCAAAGUUUCAGUUGAAGCUAUUGGGACUUAUCGUUUGGUUUUAGAUACCGGUCAUCAUAUGGACCUUGUCAAUAUCCUUUAUGCUCCUUCUAUUUCUCGUAAUUUGAUUUCGGUGUCUCAACUAGAUAAAGCUGGGUAUUUUUGGAACAUUGGAAAUGGUUCUAUUAGUUUGUUCAAACAUAAUAUUUUAUUGGGAUCUGUUACCCUUAUUGAUGAUUUGUACAAACUAAAACUUGAUACCCCAUUUGUCGAGUCUCUCUUAACCUUGCAUCAUAAUAUUGGUAUUAAGUGUGGUUUGUUUGAUGAAUCCUCUGCUUACUUGUGGCAUAAAUGUUUGGGUCACAUAUCCAAAGAAAGAAUGGAAAGACUAGUAAAGAAUGAAAUCCUUCUCCAUUUGGACUUUACUGACCUUGGAAUUUGUGUUGAGUGUAUUAAGGGGAAACACACGAAACACACACUUAAGAAAGCAGCCACAAGAAGCUCACAACUCUUGAAAUUAUACACAUUGAUAUUUGCGGGCCUUUUGAUGUUCCAUCUCUUGGUGGAGAAAAGUAUUUCAUUACCUUUAUCGAUGAUUUUUCACGUUAUGGAUAUAUCUAUUUGCUACUUGAAAAAUCUCAGUAGGUAGAUACUCUUGAGGUGCUUAUCAAUGAAGUUGAGAGGCAAUUAGAAAGAAAUGUGAAAAUUGUCA
Molecule: messenger RNA, 2667 nt
Organism: Linum trigynum
Lineage: Eukaryota; Viridiplantae; Streptophyta; Magnoliopsida; Malpighiales; Linaceae
Source: the annotation of a GenBank genome assembly